UUUUAACACAAGUGAUGAGCUGAGCUGAGCUGAGGCAACGAAGGUGUUCGUCCAUGGCGCCGCAGCUGGCCACGCUGGCGGAGGAGCCGGGGGGCGGGGAGGAGGCGGCGCGGGCGCGGCGGAAGACCGGCCUGCACGCGGCGCUCCACCGCUGGGCGCGGGCGCGCAUCCCGCUCCGGUUUCUUUCCGGUGGGGGAGGUGGCGGAGGCGUGGGCGGCGGCGGCGGAGGCGGACGCCCCUCCCCCGACCUCCGCGUGCUCCUCUCCGUCCUCGCCUGCCCGCUCUCCCCCGUCCCCGUCCUCCCGCGCCACCCGCGCAACGUGGCGUCGUCGGCGCAGUACAUCCUCGAGCAGUUCCGGGCGACGACGGGGUGCGCCAAGAUCGAGGGCGCGGCGAAGAGCAUGUACGCGGCGGGGAGGGUGCGGAUGGCCAUGGCGCCGGAGCCCGGCGGCGGCAUCGGCAUCGGCGGCGGCGGCGGAGGCGGGCACGAGGGGUGCUUCGUAGUGUGGCAGCUCGUGCCGGACAUGUGGCUCGUCGAGAUGGCCGUGGCCGGGCACGCCGUCGCCGCCGGCUGCGACGGCCGCGUCGCGUGGCGCCGCACGCCCUGGCUCGACGCCCACGCCGCGCGCGGCGGCGGCGCGAGACCUCUCCGGCGAGCCCUCCAGGGGCUGGACCCGGUGACGAUCGCGUCGGUGUUCUCGGCGGCGGAGCACGUCGGCGAGAAGGCCGUCGACGGCGAGGACUGCUUCGCGCUGCGGCUCGACGUGGCGCCGUCGGUGCUCUCCGCCUGGGGCGACGGCGCGGCGGAGGUGAUCCGGCACGGCAUGACGGGCUACUUCAGCCAGCGGAGCGGCCUCCUCGCCCGCCUCGACGACUCGCAGCUCACCCGCAUCCAGACCCCCGGCGCGCCGGCGAUGUACUGGGAGACCACCGUCUCCUCCCGCCUCGGCGACUACCGCGCCGCCGACGGCGCCGUGGUGGCGCACGCGGGCACCUCCGUCGCCCACCUCGCCCGCUUCGGCGCCGACGUCGGCGCCGCCCGCGCCGUCACGCGGAUGGAGGAGGCGUGGACCAUCGACGACGUCGCCUUCAACGUCGCCGGCCUCUGCCCGGAGUCGUUCAUCGCGCCGGAGGAGGUGAGGAGCGGCGGCGGCGGCGGCAGCAGCAGCCGCCGCUACGACGGCGGCGGCGGCGCUAUCGCCAAGAAGAAGUGACGUCACGGACAGAAUGUUUUUUUAAUUAAUUACUGUCUCCUAAUUAGUGAUUAGCUUGGGUGGUUUAAUUAAUUAUUAGUUAACCCGGUGGAUCAACCUGGAGCUUUUAAUCACCAUCAGCAGCAAGUGUGGCAUAUAAUUGCUUAGUUAGCUAGGUGAGUGUAAUUUUUUGUUUUUUCUCUGUUUUUUUUUUGUUUGUUUGUUUCUUGUACUUAUUAAGUGAGGCCCUGGGAUGCAAUCAUGCACCUUUGUUGUACAUAUGCCUGUACUACUGGAUUCACAAGAACAACCAGUAUGAGUAAGAGGGUUACACACUUGAGUCUGUAAAAUUUA
Oryza sativa Japonica Group (Japanese rice) is the source of this 1547-nucleotide messenger RNA. RefSeq lists its product as uncharacterized. NCBI's taxonomy places the organism in Eukaryota, Viridiplantae, Streptophyta, Magnoliopsida, Poales, Poaceae. The record is from RefSeq and is a predicted model, not a curated record.